Molecule: messenger RNA, 1287 nt
Organism: Penicillium cinerascens
Lineage: Eukaryota; Fungi; Ascomycota; Eurotiomycetes; Eurotiales; Aspergillaceae
Exons: 2
Coding region: 1-1287 (428 amino acids)
Source: RefSeq, a predicted model, not a curated record
AUGAAUGCAGCGCAGGGUCAAGGUCAAGUUCCCGAUUACAAAAAGCGGGUCGGCAGCCUCGAUUUCGUGAGCCGCUCAGAGGAUCGAAUCUAUGGAGAUCAGGCGGCUUUGCGCGCUAAGGUACAAUUGGUCACUGAGACUCUUCAGAGAUAUCAUCCAAUAUUCAACGAAGGAAAGAGUUUUGCACGGCAUAGGUCGGGGCUCUUUUCUAACACUUACGCCAGCGCACUCGAAGCAAAAAUCAGAAAAAACUUCGACAACCGCGACCCCGUUGGGGCCGAUCCCGAGAGCUCUGCAAAUUCGGAGAAUGAGUCGCCAAACUGGUCUGGCAUGAUUCGAGGUACCAAAGAGGAACAUUUUCAACGUGUCGGAGGUAAUGAAAGUUACCAGUUUCGUGCCCAAGGCCAUCUGAUCCGAGUGUCUGGAAAAGAGCGAGGGUAUAUUCUCAGAUUCCCUCAAGAUCUUUUGGAACCUUGGCCACAUGAGCAGGAUAUAGGGCAAGAGAAACAAAGUAUUCUGGCUGGUAUUGGAGAUAUGCGUAUGUUGACAGAUGAUGUGGAAAAACUGAUCAAACACAAAGACCAGUUCAUUUCCGAGCUCGAAAAGCGCUAUUAUGAUAUUUGCCAGUAUGAAGCCGAUUUAUCUCGGCCUCCCGAGUCCGAAUUAGUAUCAGUCCAACCCCAAAUACGAGAACCUUCAUUGGCCAACUCUAUCCUUGUUGACGCAAGAGGUGACAUUGACUAUGGAGUCCCCGAAGAAGUCGGCAACACCGUUGCGGACCCUUCGACUCAAGCAGAUACGCAUGAAGACACUGCCGGGGACGCCAUUCAAAAUAACUCCACGACGGGCACUGCAUCCGGCACGCCACCGAGGGAAAUAGGGAACGACAUGCAAGCCGGAGCGAGAAGGGAUCCGAGCACCCGAAAUGCAAAAAGGUCGAACGAGGGGCAGGACUAUGGUUUCACCGGUACAAAUUUUGACUAUUUCAACAGCAGCGACUCUGACGAGUGGAUGCCAGAUGCUCCAACAACAUCCUUAGGGCGAAAGAGGCGCCGCAAAUCAGAGAGGGGUCCGUACAAGUCAGGGGAGGAGAAAAAGCACUUCUUCAAGUUCAUAGGAGACCGGCUGGACAAAGACAUGGGCUGGGUGCAGAUUGCAGACGAAUAUAACAAAGAAUUUGGGACCAAUCGCUCAAAGUCUACUCUGCAAGGAUACCACUGGAGAGAGAAGGCCAAGAGGAGCAAGAAAGGCAUUCAGGUACGGAAAUACCCUUUCAAUCAUCUGUGA